Molecule: messenger RNA, 613 nt
Organism: Anopheles cruzii
Lineage: Eukaryota; Metazoa; Arthropoda; Insecta; Diptera; Culicidae
Product: neuroparsin-A-like
Exons: 3
Coding region: 151-564 (137 amino acids)
Source: RefSeq, a predicted model, not a curated record
CCCUAUUCGUAGAUAGUUUCUUCCUGCUUGAUAGAAAUAGAAAAAAUAGGCAUAAUAGGUGCAAAGUAAAGAAACAGUUUUCAAUUUCUACCUAUUUUAGUGCACUAGUUUAAACUAGUGUGUGCUAUUGUUCCUGCUUUCAUUUGCAAAAUGUCUUCGAGCGGUGUUCUACUUUUCACGGUGUUAUUGAUAGGAUACCUUUACUGGAGCCUCGCCCAACCAACAAACUUAAUAGAAAUCCGAUGCAGGUUAAUACCACCUGUAACUGACGCGAGUCUGUGUCCUCAUGGUGCCUUCUUGAAUGUUUGCAACAAAUUGGCGUGCGUAAAGGGCCCGGGAGAAAACUGUGGUGGUAAUGCAGCUGGAACCGUACUGUUUGGACAGUGCGCUCACGGACUGCGUUGCUGUAACGGCAAAUGUAACGGAUGUAUCAAUGGUAACUGUUAUCGCGAACCGUGCCAUCCGCAAAAAUCUCACGGUUUCCAGCAUCGUUCAGACCCCUACAUGCCAGUCCGACGGAUGGAUCCUUUGUACACCUUUUUCGAUUAUUACGCCAACGAGUAAGCACAUCUUGUUUGCGUCUCGCGUUCACGCACGACAAAGUUCAACUCAU